CGAGAGCCGAUCUUCAUUUCUGGCAGUUUGGUCUCAACUUUUUGGUUACCCAAGAGUGGCUGCUGGAUGUGAUGUGAAGGUCAAGGUUAUUUCAAUCAAACAGCUGCGACAGAUGACCAUAAGACUACUGUAAAGGCCAGUAGAGAUCUGUCACAUCAAGUUACAGAAAUUAACUUGGAUAGUCUAGGUGAACACAACAGUAUGGCUAGUGGAGAGGAUACUCUAGAUGACCACAACAGUAUGGCAAGUGGAGAGGAUAGUCUAAAUAACCCCAACAGUAUGGCUAGUGGAGAGGAUACUCUAGAUGACCACAACAGUAUGGCUAGUGGAAAGGAUACUCUAGAUGACCACAACAGUAUGGCCAGUGGAAAAGACAUCUCAACAUAUUUUACAGGUAGACAUGAAGUACAAGAAUGUCUUGUAGGUGAAGGUGAGGAAGAUCUACCCAUACACUUGGCAAACUGUGAGAAAAAUCCUGGCCAUAAAAACUUUGUGCCUGUUAAUCAGUUAAGUCUUGAACAUUUUCCUUCUGGUCACCAAGACAACGAUGUGCGCAACUUCACAAAAGCUCUGGCUGACCUAACCAUCAGGAUAGCCGUUAAGUUCACCAGUCCAAACAGACCAGAGCUUGUACCAGACACUAAAGAUCCAUAUCCUUGCUACAACACCAGGGGACAGAACUCACUGAGGACAGGGACUGGGAGGGUGGUGAGGGUGACCAAGUACACAGAGGGAAUGGACCAGGCAUACCCUCCCUACAGAACUUGUCCAUGUCCUAAAUGUGACCACUCGAACAAACCCAGCAAAAAUUGGUGGAGGGUUGUUGUGAUGUCAGCAUCUCAUGUGGUUUUUGAUAAAAGUGAGGCAAGACAAUCCAGCUGCAGGUUGUGGUUUGAUGAUGAGGAAAGUCCAGUGGUCAAGAUUUAUGGGUGGGAUGUGGAUGUGUCAGACACUGAAAGAGACACGUGUUUGUUGUAUUGUGUGACACAUGACGCAGAUGUAGGUUAUAAACUGGAGGAUAUUGUGAGGUUGUUUAAUGGUCUAUUUCUUAAAGUAUGGGACAAUUACAGGAGUUGUAAAGAUGUGGACAAGCUGACCAUUAUAGUGUCACAUCCUCAUGGCUGUUCUAAGAAGGUCUCUAUUGGUCACUGGGUACACAGGCAGGAGGAGGGGGGUAUCAGAACCAGGUACACGUACACUACAUCUACCUGUCCAGGUAGCAGUGGGGCUCUGGUCUACAGAUUGGGGUGUGCUUGCUCUGGUCAUUCUCACAUUGGAGCUAACUCUGGUGGAUUAAAUUAUAGUGGGGUGUGGGUAAACUUGUAGUUUGCUUGUAUAUGGCGUCUAUCUGAUGUCAGCAAUUACAUAUUUAUCCACAUUGUUUCAGAACUGUAUUGUCUUUGAAUUGUUCUAAUUAGUUUCACAUUAGUUUUAUUUACGAAAAAGUUUUGAAAAUGUUUAAAAGAAUUUUGAAAAAAAUUUGUGUUUAUAAAAAUGUUUAUAAAAAUAUUUACAAUAAAUUGUUUCUACUUCU
Physella acuta is the source of this 1534-nucleotide messenger RNA. RefSeq lists its product as uncharacterized. NCBI's taxonomy places the organism in Eukaryota, Metazoa, Mollusca, Gastropoda, Physidae. The record is from RefSeq and is a predicted model, not a curated record.